AUGGCGAAAGGGGAUAUGAAUCCUACCGUGGAGACAAAGGAGAAUACCUCCGAGGAGUCUUCUCCCAUGCACGUCCACUCGCAGCAGAAGGCGACAAAACAAAUGAUCUUGUUUGCGUCGUUUAUUGCUCUUGCAGGUUGGAUUUUUAACUUCGACCUGGGAUUCGGUGGCACUGUCCUUCAAAUGCAGCCGUAUCGGAAAUCUUUUGGGAAAUGCGCUCCAAAAACAGACCCUCAGACAGGAAUCACUGCCGUAGUAUGCUCACAAACCGCCCUACAACAAGGUCUAGUCUCCUUGACAUUGCUUUUCAUUGCCCUUGGUGGCGCGAUUUCUGGUCCUGUUGGGAAUCGCCUCGGGCGCCGCGGAACGAUUCAAGUAGGAGCAGCUUUCGCAGCCAUCGGCGCGGGAGGAAUGCUGGGUACUGCUGGAAACUUCACUGCCUACCUUGUCUGUAAGUGUAUCGGCGGCGUGGGGCUUGGGCAUAUUAUUGCUGCCGCUCCGGUAUACGGCGCGGAGUGCGUUGUCGCAAGCAAGAGAGGGAUGCUGCUCGCUCUCUACAAUAUUGGACUCGGUACAGGAAAUGCGGUCGCAGCUGCAGUUUGCUUAGGCUCUUCGAGCUAUACCAGUAAUCUCGCAUGGCAGAUUCCCAUUAUCUGUCAAAUUCCGCUUUCAUGCAUCCUCGGAUUCGGUGUGCUCCUAUUCCCAGAGUCCCCUCGCUGGCUCUUGACUAAGGGCCGAGAUGAUGCCGCAAAAAGAUCAUUUGCAUGGUAUUAUGCCAAAACACCCGAGCAUCCGGACGUCCUUCUUCAAGUACAAGAUGUGCAACGCCAUAUCGAAAUGGAGAAAUUAGACCAUGCGAACUCGAGAUGGACAGAGAUUUACCAGGGUGGUAACUUUCGACGUACCCUUAUUAGUGGACUUAUCAUGGUGGGACUCGCUAUCACUGGCUCUAAGUUUGUCGGGCCUUACGGAGCAAUCUUUCUCGCCAAAGUUGGUAUUAAAAGCCCUUUCCUCAACAACUUCAUCCUAGCUAGCUGUACGAUGGCAGGAUCUCUACCUGGCCCGUUUGUCAUUGAAUACGGUGGACGACGCUUUUCAAUGCUCUGGGGUUAUUUUUGCAUGACCAUAUGCAUGCUCACCAUCGCGAUUGUGGGAUCCGUCCUAGGUCAAGACAGCCGUACAGCAAAGGUCGUGCUGCUCGUGUUCCUCUUUCUCUGGGCAUACUUGUUUGGGAUGUUCAUUGGCACCAGCGUCUGGAUUGCCGCACCUGAGCAACACAGCCUCAGACUGCGAACAUAUGGUCAAGCGUCGACAACGCUGGUGUAUCAGAUAUUUGGCUUCGCUGGCAGUUUCUACGGCCCUUACAUGCUCAGCGUAGACUACGGUAAUAUGGGUCUCAGUGUUGGAUAUUUCUAUUCGGGUACAUUCCCUUUCCUCUCGAAUAAGGUCUAUGCUCACAACGUCCAGGUGUAA
Messenger RNA from Exophiala aquamarina CBS 119918, 1473 nucleotides. RefSeq lists its product as uncharacterized. The record is from RefSeq and is a predicted model, not a curated record. Gene Ontology annotation, biological process: transmembrane transport; carbohydrate transport. Gene Ontology annotation, molecular function: carbohydrate:proton symporter activity. Gene Ontology annotation, cellular component: membrane. NCBI's taxonomy places the organism in Eukaryota, Fungi, Ascomycota, Eurotiomycetes, Chaetothyriales, Herpotrichiellaceae. Bases 1 to 1473 code for a protein of 490 amino acids. The transcript has 2 exons.